AUGCCGCUGCCAUUCCUGGAUUCUACGAAUAUGUCAAGGAGUCGGAAUCUGACUUUUGUUGGCUGGCUUUCCAGGGCAGCCGCGCAGCGCCCUCACAAGAGCGCAACCGGCGCCGACCCCCUUUAUAACAACAGGGCCAAUGUGCGGAGCGACGAGGCGUCGGUUUCCGCUGAAAAAGAACGGCAAAGGAUGUAUGAAUUUAAAUCAGUUUCUGAAUCUACUAACUUGCAUCUACUGGCUUCCAAGUCCAGCAAUUUACCUGUUAGAUCUAUCAGGCUGAGAGGUUACUUGAAUUACAACGAUGGAGAUGGCAUAUCAAACCUUAAGCUGGAAGAUUUGGUAGGAAUGAUACAGAACACCGAGAAGAAUAUACUUCUUUUGAAUCAAGCCCGUCUUCAGGCAAUGGAACACGCUGAUAAAGUUCUUAAAGAAAAGGAAGCCUUGCAGAGAAAGAUAAACAUUUUAGAGACGAGGUUGUCAGAAACAGAUGAACAACAUAAGCUUUCAAGUGAAGGGAAUUUCAGUGACUCUCCACUAGCAUUGGAGCUUGGUAUUCUAAAGGAAGAGAACAUUCUACUGAAGGAGGACAUAGAAUUUUUCAAAACAAAGCUUAUAGAGGUUGCCGAGAUAGAGGAGGGUAUAUUCAAAUUGGAGAAAGAGCGUGCUCUUUUAGAUGCUUCCCUUAGGGAGCUGGAGUCUAGGUUUAUAGCCGCCCAAGCAGAUACGAUGAAACUUGGUCCUAGGGAUGCCUGGUGGGAGAAAGUAGAAAAAUUGGAAGACUUGCUUGAGACCACAGCAAACCAAGUAGAGCAUGCUGCUGUGAUAUUGGACCACAAUCAUGAUCUGCAGGAUAGGCUUGACAAAUUAGAGGCCUCACUGCAAGCAGCAAAUAUUUCAAAGUUCUCUUGUUCUCUUGUUGAUAUUUUGCAGCAAAAAGUCAAAUUGGUAGAAGAAUGCUUCCAAGCAUGUAAUUGUGAAAUGCAUUCUCAGAUUGAACUGUAUGAGCACUCAAUAGUGGAAUUUCACGAUACUCUUAGCAAACUAAUAGAGGAAAGUGAGAAAAGAUCACUGGAGAAUUUUACAGGAAACAUGCCUUCGGAACUAUGGAGCAAAAUUUCCCUUUUAACUGAUGGAUGGUUACUGGAGAAGAAAAUAUCUUACAAUGACGCAAGUAUGUUGCGAGAAAUGGUUCAUAAAAGGGACAGUCGUCUUCGGGAAGCAUACUUGUCAUACAGAGGUACCGAAAACAGGGAAGUUAUGGACAACUUACUUAAGAUGGCAUUACCAGGAACUAGUUCUGGUUUGCACAUUGCCCACAUAGCAGCAGAGAUGGCUCCUGUCGCGAAGGUCAUGAUGAUCCAAGGGCUAAUUCAAACCGAGGUUGGUGGCCUGGCAGAUGUGAUAUCUGGUCUCGGGAAGGCACUUCAGAAAAAAGGCCAUCUAGUAGAGAUCAUUCUUCCCAAAUACGACUGCAUGCAGGUUGACCAAGUUAGCAAUCUAAGGGUUUUAGAUGUUCUUGUGCAGUCCUACUUCGAAGGAAAUAUGUUCAACAACAAAAUUUGGACUGGGACUGUUGAAGGCCUACCCGUCUACUUUAUUGAGCCACAGCAUCCAGCGAUGUUCUUUUCGAGGGCUCAGUACUAUGGAGAGCAUGAUGACUUCAAACGUUUUUCGUACUUCAGCCGUGCGGCACUAGAAUUACUUUAUCAAUCUGGGAAGAAAGUUGAUAUAAUCCACUGCCAUGACUGGCAAACUGCAUUUGUUGCACCUCUUUAUUGGGAUGUAUAUGCAAAUCUAGGCUUCAACUCAGCUAGAAUUUGCUUCACCUGUCAUAAUUUUGAAUAUCAAGGAACUGCUCCAGCUCGUGAUUUAGCAUGGUGUGGCCUUGAUGUUGAGCACCUAGACAGACCAGACAGGAUGCGGGACAAUUCGCAUGGAAGAAUAAAUGCUGUUAAGGGAGCAGUUGUGUAUUCAAACAUCGUGACAACUGUCUCGCCAACGUAUGCACUAGAGGUUCGCUCAGAGGGUGGGCGUGGACUCCAAGAUACACUUAAAGUACAUUCCAGGAAAUUUCUUGGGAUACUUAAUGGAAUCGACACAGAUACAUGGAACCCUUCCACAGAUAGGUAUCUGAAGGUCCAGUAUAAUGCUAAGGAUCUCCAGGGAAAGGCAGCCAAUAAAGCAGCCCUCAGAGAGCAACUAAACCUGGCUUCUGCAUAUCCUUCACAACCACUGGUUGGUUGCAUUACCAGGCUAGUUGCUCAGAAGGGUGUACAUCUUAUCAGGCAUGCAAUCUACAAAACAGCUGAAUUAGGAGGACAGUUUGUCCUUCUGGGUUCAAGUCCAGUACCAGAAAUUCAGAGGGAGUUUGAAGGUAUUGCAGACCAUUUUCAGAACAACAACAAUAUCCGGCUGAUUUUGAAGUAUGAUGAUGCGCUGUCUCAUUGCAUAUAUGCUGCGUCUGACAUGUUCAUUGUUCCCUCUAUAUUUGAGCCAUGUGGCCUCACUCAGAUGAUAGCCAUGAGAUAUGGUUCUGUGCCGAUUGUUCGGAAAACUGGUGGGCUGAAUGACAGUGUCUUUGACUUCGACGACGAAACAAUACCCAUGGAGGUGCGGAACGGCUUUACAUUUGUCAAGGCCGACGAACAGGGCCUAAGCAGCGCGAUGGAGAGGGCGUUCAACUGCUACACGAGGAAGCCCGAGGUCUGGAAACAGCUCGUGCAGAAAGACAUGACGAUCGAUUUCAGCUGGGACACCUCGGCUUCGCAGUACGAGGACAUCUACCAGAAGGCGGUGGCUCGAGCGAGGGCGGUGGCGUGA
This is a messenger RNA of Triticum turgidum subsp. durum (durum wheat), 2820 nucleotides long. The record is from the annotation of a GenBank genome assembly. NCBI's taxonomy places the organism in Eukaryota, Viridiplantae, Streptophyta, Magnoliopsida, Poales, Poaceae.